CCUUAUCACCUGAUAUCAUGGCUGAUUGGAACAUAUAUAAUCAUUCCGCAGCCCUUGUGCUCAACCCUAGUCGAGAUGUUCAGUAUCAUGACCACGCCUUGCCGAUGGCUUCAAGCCAAGAGACGGUAGCCAUGUUUUCCUGGGAUCAAUUCGAUUUGCUACUUUCAAAAUUGGAGGAGCUUCGCAGCACCCCUUCCGCCGCCGCUGAGCUCACCCCUUGCCGAGAUGUUCAGGACCAUGCCUUUCUCCCGUCGAAGUUAUCGGAGAUCCAGAAAUCUCUGGUCGAUUGGAAGAAAUCAACAAUGGAGGAGUUUCGCCUAAUACGCUCUAGUAGUACUAGCCCCACUCCAUCCGAAACGACGGUGAUUGACGGCAGUCCCAACCACCCAUGAUCUGUGUUUCUAAUUGUGUGUUUCACUAAGGGAAAAUGCCGUCAUGCCAUAUAUGAAGUAAAAUUCAAACAUGGGGGAGAAGUUG
Molecule: messenger RNA, 477 nt
Organism: Prunus dulcis (almond)
Lineage: Eukaryota; Viridiplantae; Streptophyta; Magnoliopsida; Rosales; Rosaceae
Exons: 2
Coding region: 18-392 (124 amino acids)
Source: RefSeq, a predicted model, not a curated record